AUGAGUCACUUAGGGCUUGGAAGGAGAAGACAUAAGAAAUUUCAAUCAAGGAAAGGUACUCCGUCGGGAAGUAAGGGAUUUCAACUUCAGAAACACUUAACUGCAACACUGGAUAGUAUUAACUUAAGAGAAGCCGUGCAACUUCCCCUCGGAGAAGAUGUUAAUGAGUGGUUGGCUAUAAAUACCGUUGACUUCUGUAAUCAAGUUAGCAUGCUCUAUGCCACCCUCACAGAGUUCUGCACAGAAUCAAGCUGUCCAAUAAUGUCAGCAGGGCCCAAGUAUGAGUACAGAUGGGCUGAUGGAGUUAAUAUAAAGAAACCCAUAGAGGUUUCUGCUCCAAAAUAUGUUGAAUACUUAAUGGGGUGGAUUGAAACUCAGCUCGACAAUGAGUCAAUUUUUCCACAGAACUUUGGUGCACCAUUCCCUCCCAACUUUCAGGAUGUCGUUAAAACCAUGUCCAAGCGAAUGUUUCGUGUGUAUGCGCAUAUCUAUUGUUCACAUUUCCAGAAGAUUGUGGCUCUUAAAGUAGAAGCUUAUCUGAAUACUUGCUUUAAGCAUUUCAUUCUCUUCACUUCCGAAUUUGGCCUGAUAGACAAGAGAGAGCUUGCCCCUGUUUCUGAGAUCGUUGAGUCUUUUCUAGAAAUCUAG
Messenger RNA from Fraxinus pennsylvanica, 648 nucleotides. The record is from the annotation of a GenBank genome assembly. NCBI's taxonomy places the organism in Eukaryota, Viridiplantae, Streptophyta, Magnoliopsida, Lamiales, Oleaceae.